This is a messenger RNA of Porites evermanni, 4422 nucleotides long. The record is from the annotation of a GenBank genome assembly. Lineage: Eukaryota; Metazoa; Cnidaria; Anthozoa; Scleractinia; Poritidae.
AUGGACAUUACCAAAGAGGUAGAAAGCGCCUUAGAGGAAGAAGGAUAUGUUAAAAUUGACUCUACAUCACCAAGCACAAUGACCACUUCUACGAUAACAUCCCCUGUUUCCCUGGCCGAUAACACAUCGAGUUUAUCAGCUGGAUCUUCGGUAAAUUCUCAGCCUGUAAGUCGAGUAACAAUCCCUGUUCAACAGCAAAUUAGGGCUGAUCUCCCUUCAUCUAAUGCUCCAAAAAACCCAGCUGUGAAAAGCCCGUACGAGACAAAUUUGGGUUCAUCUUCUCCUUUAUCGACGUGGCAACGACAAAAUUCGGGUCAAACGAGCGAGGAUGAUCAAAUCGGUAGUAUGUGGAGCUGGAUGUCUAGUGCUGUUUCAGCUGGAUUACAGACAACGCAAAAUCUGGGCCGAAAUAUCGUUGAGAAGACCAAGGUAAGUUUGUUCAAAAUAUUCUAGAAACAAAACAUAAGCUUAACUUAUUAGUUUAUUUCGAUAUUAAAUCUUUUUUAAACUUAUAAACAUAUGUUUGCUAAUUCAAAAAUUUUACAGUUGUGUAUUAUGCUGAAUACAUUUUGAUGAUUGCCUUUUUUUGUUUUCUUUCUUAGACUUCUGUUGAAAGUGUAAUCACAACACUCGACCCAGAAAUGCAGGAUUAUUUACGUAAGGAUUUGGUUGUUUUCAGCAGUAAUUUUUAAAACUAAUUUUUGAUGGUAUCCCUUAGACAAAGAUAACUUACUUGAGUCACAUGAUCAUGGUGUUCUUGUUAUAGGGACUGAGCAACCCUGGUAUGACCUCGUAGCUUUGGCUGUUGUUGAGGGCCAGGUGCUUGUGGCAUAUCUGAAGUGUCUCGUUGGUCUUUCUUGGAACCAGUUUCACUUUCCUUGCCAGAAUCUUGGCAUCAUUGAUAGUUACUUGAUUUGUGGACAGUGUUGUUGGUGUGUUCUCGAAUGGCUGAGGAGUUUAAAUGUGUGUACAUGUAUGUCAUCUCUGUGCUCACAGAAGUGCAUGCCAAAAAUCCUGGCCGUCUCUGCCACAUACCCCUUCCCAAACAUUGCACAGUUCAAACUGACAGUUUUGGCAGUCUUUAAAACAUUUGUAUAAGGAUUUCUAAUCUGCACACUGUGAGACAACUCAUUUUUCCGUAUGGGUUUUGUACUGUUUGUAGGCUUUAAAACAAAAAAAGGUCCAUCGGGCAAAUGCAACAGCUGUUCGCCUUUACUGCAAUAAUUAUUGAAUCCACCCAAUGAGUCAUACAGUAUUUUGCUUCUGGUCCUCAGAAUUAUAUUUUUAGUUAUGGACGCAAUAAGACUGCAAAGUGAUCAUGUCUCCAUGGAAAACUUUAAUCUUAGUAAAUUCAAUGCUUUGUUUUUAACAGGUGGAAGAGACCAAUCUAUAAACAUAGCUGUUACAACUGAUGAUUCUGAGGCAGUUGAAGCCAUUAAGGACGGAUUCCUACAGGUGUUUGAGCAUGUUGUGAUACAGCCACAUUCAUCUGUGUCGGGCAUUGCUCCCUUACCAGUGGGAUUCUCUGCCGGAGUUAAGGGAGCCCAGCACAGGAUAGCAAACUUAGUACGAGGAAAGAAAAUUCUUGAAGGCCAGGUCAUUAUUGGUUUUGAAGAAAUGGUUUGUGAGCUUCUACCUGGAAAGUAAGUGUGUGUAUAGAGUCUUCUCUCUACUCUGACUGGUUAUAUGGAUUGUGCUAUUAAUCAAGCAUGAGGCCAAGAUGUUAUGUAUUGUUGACAAAGAGUGACGUCAAAAUGGCUGGAUAUUAUUGGUCAAGUUAUUAUUUGUGUCCUUAUGGAACAUGAAUAGAGUUGAGGCUUGUUCCAUAAUGAAUUAAUUGCCUUAUUCUCACUUCUUUUGCGAGUAUUAAAUUUUGCGAAAAAAUCAUGAGCCAUGUUUCAUGAAUAAUUAUUUAAUUUUGCGAUUUAUGGGAAUUUUUAGGGAUUUUUAUAUUUUGCAUGUAUCAUUUUUUACAACUUUUCCCAAAUUGCAAAUACGCAUGAAACGAAGUGAGAAGUAAGGUAUUAUAUGGCCAAAUGCAGGGAAUCCUAAGCAUGCCCACUCGGGAAACUAAUAAGAAAACAAUAUUUGCUUCAUCUUGCCCACAGGUUAAUAUCCAGCCAUCUUAACCUAAAAGCUUAAUCAAUAAAAGACUUACUCCGAUCAUUAUGCAUGUACGUUUCUGGGAAACUGCCCACCUACCCCUCCCCUAAGCCAACAUUAACACUUACUUCUCAUUUAGAGCAAAAUGUUGUCUUAGGGGAGGGGUAGGUGGGCAGUUUUGCAGAAAGGUAUAAUGAGCCAUUUAAAUAUUCUAAGACCAAAAGAACCUUCCUGAGGAUUGGCUCAUCUUGGCCGCUCAGGUAACAGAACGUCGAGGUUUGCCUUAUUUUGCCCACUCUCAUAACCAGUCGUAUGAUAAUUAGCUUAUUAUUGGUUGGGUACCAGACUUCAGAGUGAUACAAGGUACACCUGGUUUUCUACUCUUUUCACUUGUCUUUGUUUUCUUUAUGACUAACUUAAUUAAUUAUGGGUAUAGUUUCUCAUUACUUAUGUUAUGUAAAGAGUUACUCUCUACUUCCUCUUUGCAAUGGUCUCUACUUAAUGAAUUUGUUCUCUUUUGCUAGGUGGUUUGGCUUGACAUGUCUAGCCCUGAGUGAUCCAACUUCAAAGUUAGAAUUUGAAACAUUCUCACAAUCAGUGCAUAUUCCCAAAUUGUACAUUACUAAAGCAGAGGAGAGUACACCAUCAAACUAUAACUUGAGAUGGUCUGGCUUGUCAUAUACUCUUGGUGAAGUCAUUAUAGGUUCUGGACAGGCACAUGGUGAUUGGCAGUCUAAACUCUCGGGUAAGCCAUUUUUUAUCUCUGACUACUAACACAGUCACCAAGGGCCUGUUUGCAUGGAGGUGGGGGACCCCAGGUAGGUGAGGUAAUCUGCUUAGGUGAAGUAACCUGCCUGUCUAUGAUCUCUCAUUUUUGGUCGCGUUUACUUGAUAGGUUGGGUGACCACAUGAGAGAUUAUGUUAUGGACAGGUGGGUUACCUCACCUACCUGGGGUCCCCUACCUCCAUGUAAACAGGCCCUAGGGCUACUACAUAGUCUGAAAAUGUCCCAAAUGAUGGGGGAUUUCACUGUUUUUUCUACGGCAGCUUUAACUAUCCCAUUCUUUGCCAACUGGCCUGUUGGUGGAGAGAACAUAAUCAUGUAAUUCUACUAUUGCCCAUUCUUGAUUUAUAUGACACAUUAGGGCCAUUUAUACGAGGAAAAAUAAGACGCGUCUUACAUAAGGCGCAUCUUAAAUAAGACGCGAACUGUACCAUUUAUACGAGCAUGUCUUAUCUAAUAAGACGCAUCUUAGCUAAGCCGCCUCUUAUUUUAGACGAAAUGUGCUGUUUAUACGGAAAGUUCGCGUCUUAUUUAAGACGCGUCUUAUGUAAGACACGUCUUAUUUUUCCUCGUAUAAAUGGCCCUAUUAUCACCUUCAGAUUUGUGCUCACAUGUGAGCCAGGGUCAUUUUUGUACGAAAACGUGAUAGCCAUCCUCAUUGUACUACGAGUUUUGGCGAGAAUGUUGGGGUGGUGGAAAUGAUUUAUCAAAUGUGAGAAGUUUUAUCUUUUUUCAAUCAGGAGAAGGCUUAACCUUUUGCAAUAAAGAUAACAGUGCUAACUUUUCUGGUGAAUCAAAUAUACAAUGAAGCUUUCUGGGGUGUCUAUUUUAUGAGAAUACCCCAAAAAACCUUCAUUCAAAUCUUGCACUAGUAGUGGUUCUUGUCCUUGAAUCUAAAUCUAAGGUCUCUAUUGUCAAAUGGCACUGUGUUCAUAGUGACAUGACUUAAACAAAGAAAUAUCAGAAAAACAUUAAUUUCCAAAGACCAGCCUGUCACCAUUCAUUGUAGACAGUACAAAAUGUAAAACAAUGUGGUAAAAAUUUACAUGUAAUUUAAGUAGUAAGAAUGUGUAUUUAUGUGGUUAAUGAAGGGAAUUAAAAAAGGUAACAACAACAACAAAAGAAAACAACUGGCAACCAAUAGCAUAGUGCGCAAAUGACAUCAAAGUGGCUAAUUUGCAAUUUUUGUCUGAGUUUUGUCAUUUUUUUAAUUUUAAUGACAAAAGACAGACAAACAUGACAUUUUAAUGACAAAAGUCAGACAAAAGUGAGGAAUUCGCCACUGUUAUUUUCAGUUUGUUUGUCUGAGUUUCGGGUCUAUAUUAAAUAGUAACUGUGCGCAAUGCUAUUAUUCAUAUCGGUUAAUGUUCCAUUAAUUAUCACUGAUCUUGUAAUCAUUGAUUUUUGCUCUUUUCCCUUCAGGUUCCUCCAAACGACAGAUCCUUACUCUAGCUGCAAGAACACUAGCAGGGCAAUUUAGAGACAGAUUAAAAGUUUGUGCUGAUUCUCUCAUGGAAAAUGCAGUGGUUAUGUAA